Messenger RNA from Galeopterus variegatus (Sunda flying lemur), 8066 nucleotides. It is a transcript of the gene GOLGA3, whose product is annotated as golgin A3. Lineage: Eukaryota; Metazoa; Chordata; Mammalia; Dermoptera; Cynocephalidae. Bases 182 to 4699 code for a protein of 1505 amino acids. The record is from RefSeq and is a predicted model, not a curated record. The transcript has 23 exons.
GUGUCGUGAUAUUAGUUGGUUUGGCUUCAAGCCAUUUGUGAGUCUUUAAAUCUUCCCCUGAAAAUGGAAAACACAGAGGGGUCCCUCCCAGGAGCUCCUGGCUGUUGCUGAUGGCAGAAACGGAACCUGCCCGUGGUUCACUGGUAUCCUCUGUGUCAGCUCAGCCUGUGUUGUCCUGACCAUGGAUGGUGUGUCAGCUGAACAGGCUGGCCUCCUGGAGGACAGGUCCAGUAGUGGCACCUCAGCUCGCCUGGAGGCCCUCCGGAAGCCUCCGGGCUCGCUGGCACCACCUGACCAUCCGGACAAAGCCCAGCGUGCCAGUGUCGAGGAAAACAAAGCUUCCAAUGAAGGAGAAAGCCCUGGCGGACCUGGCCAGGGGGGCCUCUGUCAGAACGGGCCAACACCGCAGUUCCCAGACUCGCCAUUGUCUUUGGAUCCCACCACAAGUGCAGUGGGUCCUGAUGCCCCUCCAGGUGUGGCUGGUUUCCAUGACAACCUAAGGAAGUCUCAGGGAACUAGUGCUGAGGGCAGUGUUAGAAAAGAAGCUUUGCAGUCUCUCAGACUCAGUCUUCCUAUGCAAGAAACGCAACUGUGCUCCACUGAGUCUUCACUGCCCCUGGAGAAGGAGGAGCAAGUCCGACUUCAGGCUAGGAAGCGGUUGGAAGAGCAGCUCAAACAGUACAGAGUGAAGCGCCAGCAGGAGCGGUCCAGUCAACCUGCAACAAAAACGAGACUUUUCAGCACACUUGAUCCUGAGCUCAUGUUAAACCCAGAAAACUUACCAAGGGCCAGCACCAUGGCUAUGACAAAAGAAUAUUCCUUUCUGCGCACCAGUGUCCCUCGGGGGCCCAAGGUAGGCAGCUUAGGGCUCCUUGCACAUCCUAAGGAGAAGAAAAGUUCCAAAUCCAGCAAAAUUCGGUCUCUGGCAGAUUAUAGAACUGAAGAUUCAGAUGCUGGGAAUUCUGGCGGAAAUGUUCUGGCCACCGACUCUGCCAGGGGUUCCCUGAAGCACAGUAGAAGCAGCAUGGCAUCGGUUGUGUCUGAGGUCAGCCUGUCCCCUGAGACAGAGGACCGUCUGGAGAGUGCCUCCCUGACUGGGGACAGCGUGUCUGAGGCCGAUGGGAACGAAAGUGACAGCUCAUCAUACAGCAGUGUUUCUGCCCGUGGAACCUACGGCAUUCUGGUGACCACGGUGGGCACACGGGACACUUCUUAUAUGGUCAAUGGCCAGGAGAUUGCCUCAGAUGCCCUGGGCCAGUUCCCCUCAAUUAAGGACGUCCUCCAGGCCGCAGCAGCCGAGCACCUAGACCAGGGGCAGGAAGUCAACGGGGAGGUGCGGAGCCGGAGAGACAGUCUCUGUAGCAGUGUGUCCCUGGAAAGCUCUAUUGCUGAAACUCAGGAUGAAAUGCUGCAGGUUCUUAAAGAAAAGACGAGACUGGAAGGACAGCUGGAAGCUUUGUCAUUAGAGGCUAGUCAGGCACUUAAAGAAAAGGCUGAGCUGCAGGCCCAGCUGGCCGCCCUGAGCACAAGGCUGCAGGCGCAGAUGGAGCACAGCCACAGCAGCCAGCAGAGACAGGACUCCCUCAGUUCAGAGGUGGACACCCUGAAGCAGUCCUGCUGGGAUCUGGAGCGGGCCAUGACUGACCUGCAGAACAUGCUGGAAGCCAAAAAUGCCAGCCUGGCAUCCUCAAACAAUGACCUGCAGGUGGCAGAGGAGCAGUACCAGAGGCUCAUGGCCAAAGUGGAGGACAUGCAGAAGAACAUCCUCAGUAGGGACAACACAGUGCAUGACCUCCGGCAGCAGAUGGCAGCCCUGCAGAGCCAGCUGCAACAGGUGCAGUUGGAGCGCACGGCGCUGACCGGCAAGCUGAAGGCGUCCCAGGCCGAAAUCUCAUCACUGCAGAGCGUCCGGCAGUGGUACCAGCAGCAGCUCGCUCUGGCACAGGAGGCCCGGGUCCGGCUGCAGGGUGAGAUGGCUCACAUCCAGGUUGGACAGAUGACCCAGGCGGGCCUCUUGGAGCACCUAAAGCUUGAGAAUGUGUCCCUGUCCCACCAGCUGACAGAGACACAGCACAGGUCUAUCAAGGAGAAGGAGCGUAUAGCCAUGCAGCUGCAGAGCAUUGAGGCUGACAUGCUGGAUCAGGAAGCAGCCUUUGUGCAGAUUCAGGAGGCGAAGACGAUGGUGGAGGAGGACCUCCAGAGGAGGCUGGAAGCAUUUGAGGAUGAGCGGGAGCAGCUGCAGAAGAUGGCAGACUCAGCCGCAGCCCUGGAGCAGCAGCUUGAGCAGGUAAAGUUGACUUUGCACCAGCGAGACCAGCAGCUCGAGGCUUUGCAGCAGGAGCACCUGGACCUGAUGAAGCAGCUCACUGUGGCACAUGAGACUGUGCAGACCAGGGAGCAGUCUCUUGAGGACCUGCAGACGCACUACGAUGAGCUGCAGGCCAGGCUGGAGGAGCUGCAGGGAGAGGCCACCUCCAGGGAGGAUGCCAUCCGCUUCCUGCAGAAUGAGAAGAUCGUCUUGGAGGUGGCUCUGCAGGCAGCCAAGAGCAGCAAGGAGGAAUUCGACAAAGGAGCAGAGCGUUUAGAAGCAGGCACCGAGGAAUCAUCAGGAAUUUUAGAGGAAUUAAGACAGGAAGUGGCCAUUAAGUCCAGCCAGGUGGAUCACCUGCAGCAGGAGACUGCCACUCUGAAAAAGCAAACACAGAAAAUAAAGGAGCAGUUUCUUCAGCAAAAGGUAAUGGUGGAGGCCUACCGGCGGGAUGCCACCUCCAAAGACCAGCUCAUCAGUGAGCUGAAAGCCACAAAGAAGAGGCUGGAUGCAGAGGUGAAGGAGCUGAGGCAGGAGUUAAUGAAACUGCAGGGGGAGAAACAGGCUGUGCAGCUGGAGCACUCGUGCCUGCAGAAGGAGGUGUCCCAAGUCCAUCAGCAGAUGGCAGAGCUCGAAGGGCAUCUCCAGUCGGCGCAGAAGGAGCGAGAUGAGAUGGAGGCGCACCUGCAGUCUUUGCAGUUCGAUAAAGAGCAGAUGGUCGCUCUUACAGAGGCCAACGAGGUGCUAAAGAAACAGAUAGAGGAGCUGCAGCAGGAGGCCAAGAAGGCCAUCACAGAGCAGAAGCAGAAGAUGAAGCGGCUGGGCUCGGACCUGACCAGCGCCCAGAAAGAAAUGAAGACCAAGCACAAGGCCUAUGAGAACGCUGUGGGGAUCCUCAGCCGCCGCCUGCAGGAGGCGCUCGCUGCUAAGGAGGCUGUGGACACGGAGCUGAGCCAGCUCAGAGCCCAGGGCAGCAGCAGCAGCGGCAGUGACCUCGCUCUACAUGAAAGGAUCCAGGCCCUGGAGGUGGAGCUGCAGACCCUCAGCCACAGCAAGAUGCUGCUGGAGAAGGAGCUGCAGGAGGUCAUUGCACUGACCAGCCAGGAGCUGGAGGAGUCCCGGGAAAAGGUGCUGGAGCUGGAGGAUGAGCUUCAAGAAUCCAGAGGCUUUAGAAGGAAGAUAAAGCGCCUCGAGGAGUCCAAUAAGAAGUUGGCUCUCGAAUUAGAGCAUGAGAGAGGGAAGCUUACGGGCCUUGGACAGUCCAACGCGGCCUUGCGGGAACACAACAGCAUCUUAGAGACAGCUUUGGCCAAGAGGGAGGCAGACCUAGUCCAGCUGAAUCUCCAGGUGCAGGCGGUUUUGCAGCGCAAAGAGGAGGAGGAUCGCCAGAUGAAGCAGCUCGUUGAGGCCUUACAAGCCUCACUAGAGAAAGAAAAAGUGAAAGUAAACAGCCUCAAGGAACAGGUGGCUGCUGCCAGAGUGGAAGCUGGGCAUAACCGCCGCCACUUCAAGGCGGCCACCUUGGAGCUGAGCGAGGUGAAGAAGGAGCUGCAGGCCAAGGAGCACCUGGUGCAGAAGCUGCAGGCAGAGGCUGACAGCCUCCAGAUUCGGGAGGGGAAACAUUCCCAGGAAAUAGCACAGUUCCAGGCAGAGCUGGCUGAGGCCCGGACCCAGCUCCAGCUCCUGCAGAAGCAGCUGGAUGAACAACUGAAUAAACAACCCUUAGGAAACCAAGAGAUGGAAAACCUCAAAUGGGAUGUGGAUCAGAAAGAGCGAGAAAUCCAGUCUUUGAAGCAGCAGCUGGACUUGACUGAACAGCAGGGCAAAAAAGAAUUGGAAGGAAUACAGCAGUUGUUGCAGAAUAUCAAGUCUGAGCUGGAGCUGGUACAGGAAGAUCUGUCUAUGACCCAGAAGGAUAAAUUUAUGCUUCAAGCUAAAGUGUCAGAACUGAAGAACAACAUGAAGACGCUCCUUCAGCAAAACCAGCAGCUCAAGCUGGACCUGCGCCGCAACACGGCAAAGACGAGAAAGGAGCUGAAAGGUGAGGCCAGUUCUUCCAGCCCCGCGACGCCCAUCAGGAUCCCCGACUGCCCAGUCCCAGCCUCACUGCUGGAGGAGCUGCUGCGCCCCCCGCCCGCUGUGAGCAAGGAGCCCCUCAAGAACCUGAACAGCUGUCUCCAACAACUCAAGCAGGAGAUGGACAGCCUGCAGCGCCAGAUGGAGGAGCACACCAUCACUGUGCACGAGUCCCUGUCCUCGUGGACCCAGGUGGAAGGCCAUUUCACAGAGCCGGCCACUGCCAGUCCUGCCCCCUUGGGAGACCACUCCAACCCCAGGGGUGACAUGAAGAACCACAGUCAAAGCAGGGCCUCCAGAGAAGGACUGGAAUAGUGACCAUCACAGGCCUCCCCUGAGGGUGUAGCUGUGUAAAGGAAUAUUCUUUAUCAAUGUUAUUUAUUUGAUUGUGUGCUCUAUGUUUUUCUAAGAGAUGAAAUUUAAGUUUUGCUUUUGCCUUUAACAAGGAGUAAAAUAACGAAAUGAGAGCCAAGGAUUAGAGAGUCACUUGAAGAUCACAGUUAGCUUUUCCCACGAAAUGACCAAAUCUUGAAAACCUAAUUUAGGUGUCUGUGAGGAACUUUCAGUGUAUCUGAGGGUUACAUGCAGAAGGAGGUAUCAGGGGUAAAUGCUGCUGUCUGAGGGUGAUGCCAGCUGCUGGUUACUGACAGAAAUUUGUCCGACGAGGCUCGUGAGCUCCACACAGCAACAGGACGGGCUGGGGCCCAGCCCCUUACUUUCCUGUUCUGUUCAGUAAGAGCUUUACUUUCCUGCGGAAACGAAAUUUUAUCUGCACCUUUGGUUUUUUGUUUUUAUUCUUUCCCAUGACCAUCCUACCAUAGAAUAUAUAUAAAAAUACUGAAAUUCAUAAUCUAAUCUUUAAAAAGUAUAUGCUUAUUUAAAAAUGACUUGUCUUUUUAUUGAUUGCCUUUUGAAAAUUUGCUGUUGGGAAAUAAUGCACAUGUAGGUUUUAGGGGAUGUCAGUCAGAAAAUUAUAUUUUAAGAAAUAUUUUAUUUUCUCUACCUUCUAAAACCAAAUAUUCUUACACAGAAAGGGUUCUUUAUUGUUUUAGUUUUACUUUAUUUCUGAGGUUCUUUCUUUCCUGCACAGUUUCUCCAUAAGUUCAUGAUGCUGACUUGUCACACCACUGGCCCUGUGUGGUCCCACUGGGCAGGAGCAGGUCAGAACCUUGGUGAGGUCUGGCAGCGAGCAGGAACUACAAAGAUGGUGAGGUCCCCACUUACUGACCUGACAUUUGGAGAGCCCAGAGAGAGGCCAAAGUAGGAGAGAGGAAAGUGGAGGAGGAGGAGAGUGGGCUGGGGCUUCCUGCAGAGCCUCCUGCAUUUUCCACUUGAGCCCAACCCAUUUAUAGAUUGCAGGGUGGGUAACAAUCCUUUCUCCAGGACCCACACUUCUGUGCCCCAAGUGAAAAUGUUCACUGUGGCCCGUAGGAACGCCUCUGUUAGUGUAGUCAUCAAGAGAAGUCCUGGGUCCUUGGUGGUUGCACUGGUGUCAUCUGGAAAGCAGAGGUGAUUUCCUGAAAAGACAGGCUAGUGCCAUGAGGAAGGUGGCUGUGGUCUCCUGGGGUGUUUCAGGAAGAGAUUCCUUAUUUGAAAUUGGCACUAAGUAUUUGAGAUUUUACAUUUCCCACCUGAGAAACUGAAACACUGCAGACACUGACUGGGUGAGUUGAGGUCUGUAAACUUCCUUCCUAGUUUGAUAAGAAAAUCUAAAAUAUUUAUUGUUACGAGCUAGAAGAGAGAGAGAGAAUAGAUCCACAUGGUCUCCUGUGCAGAUCAGCUAGUUUGAAGAUGAAGUUCUGAGUGUUAUGGUCAGUCCAGAAACUCCUGUUGAUGUAUUAUUGUGUCUAUUUUGUAGAGAAAACAGUAUGGUAUUUUUAAGCUGUGUUCUCUUGUAAUAUACUGUUAAAAGGUUAAUUGAUAGCGUUAAGGUAGCAUUAACUGCAAAGAUGUUUGGUGUUUAAAAAAUAUUCCCUAGCAAGUAUCAGAACUUCUAAAAUACGUAUAUCUUUUGUACAGGGUUAAUCUUGAAAUAAUACUUGAAAACAUCAUUAUAAAUAUAUCCUACUUUUUAUCUUAAGUUGGAAAUCAUUUUUGUCUAAAUUGUUCUUGUACCAUUAGAAAAGAAAAAUGGUAAUUUACAUUCUUAUUUAUUUUGGCUGUAUUAUCACUUGUUUUAAUUUUUAAACAUGUCGUUUGAUGUUUUUAAACCAUGAAACAACACAUGGGCUCAUUCUGUGGUGGAGCUUCUUCCUCCUUGUUAUGGAAGGUCCUCAAGCAAUUGAUGUUCACAGUGUCUUGUUUUCUCUUAGGUAAGGAUAAACUCAUUCUGAAUAUGUUUGUCAAGUGAAAGCAGAUCUGUUCCCCUUGUUUAGUUGUCCUGCUUGUGUGUGCAUGCACAUGUGCAUGCGUUUUCUUCUCUUGGUUUUCUGUCAUCGUCCUGUGCCAGUUCCAUCACCCGUGCCCUCUUUUGGUGCAGCACAGGCCCUGGCCUGUCUUUGUUCCUGCCCAUUGCGUGUUUCGUGUCUACUCCUGUUUUCACAUAUGACCUGCAUUUCGGAAUCUGGGGCCUCUUGUGUCCAGUUGACACUGCCUUUAGGCUUCCAUAAGUCCCCUGAAAGAGGAUGUUGCAUUUUUUAAUUGCCUGUUUUUGAUUGUUGUGGCUUUGGUGUGUUUUUUUUCCCUAUUUCCAAGGGACUCUACUGGCACUUCUACCUCCAGUGAAUAAAGUUCGAAUUGUUCUUGUGGGCAGAAGUAGGAAUUAUGGAAUUUACUCAUGGAAAACAACAGUCAAAUCUGGAGUGUUAUUUUUAUAAAAUAGUGGGGGCACUGCAUUGUAUUUGUGCAUAUUAUUUAUCCACACACUGUAUGUCACGUCCUAUUGCAGGGAAUGUUGGCUUGGGCACUUCAUGAUAUCAUUACCUGUGUUCCAAAAAAAUUUAUUGCCAUGUGGAUUUCAUUGACUUUUCCAUGGUACAUGUCAGAUAGAUGCCACGGAUCUUAUAAAUUUACAUACCUUUCUUCUAUUCUUUGGAAGAUGUAUCAGGCAAUGUUCUUGACAGUAUACGAAACUGCCUCUACUCAGGCCUGGAUCCAGGGAAUGGGACUGGCCCUCUAAGAAGAUAGCCCAUGGUGUGCAGCAGUAGGAAGGUUGUGUUAAACUCUCUGUUUGAAAACGUACUUUUCUUGGUAUAGGGAUCCUACAAAAGCCAUGGGUCUGAAAAGUCACCAUGACAUAUAGUCCUACUUCUAUGAAUGUUUUCAACAAAAAUUAAAUGUUAUGUGUAAAGGUUCUAGGGGUGAAAGAGAAAUGUCCUGGAGUCUUCCUUUCAAGGACCCCUCAUGACGUGAAUAACGCUGUGAUGUGAGACGUCCUGAGCCUUAUUCUAACAAGCUUAUUCUUCCAAGCUCCAGGCAAAUCUAAUGAUUUUGUAGUCUCAGGUUAUAAUAGGAUCCUGGAGAGUAAUGUUUUAGAGGGUCUAGAAAAUUCAGUGGUUUUGAGUUGUUUGUUUCUAUUAAAAACUUCCUCACAAAGGAGAGUCCUCAGGUUGGGGCUGUUCAGGGGAAAGGUGUCACCAUGUACAGCAAAUUGUAUCUUUAAAAAGCAUGUUGAUUUUUUAUAAAUUUAAGUGUGCUUGGGAGUUCCUUAAAUUUUGUGCAAUAAACUAUUUUUUGGUAAAGA